Messenger RNA from Bacillus rossius redtenbacheri, 3290 nucleotides. RefSeq lists its product as uncharacterized. The transcript is spliced from 6 exons. Gene Ontology annotation, cellular component: sno(s)RNA-containing ribonucleoprotein complex. Bases 251 to 2710 code for a protein of 819 amino acids. Gene Ontology annotation, molecular function: RNA binding. Lineage: Eukaryota; Metazoa; Arthropoda; Insecta; Phasmatodea; Bacillidae. Gene Ontology annotation, biological process: box H/ACA snoRNP assembly; ribosome biogenesis; pseudouridine synthesis. The record is from RefSeq and is a predicted model, not a curated record.
GUCUUGCAAACUAGGUUGCGUAUUCUGCUCUGCAAUGCGUUGACAUAGCAAGGAAGGAAUGCGUUUCGUAUGACGUUGAAUUGUUAUUCCUUGUGUUCGUGUUGACAAGAGUAUUGAAUAAAGUAUUUAUAUGUUUAGUGUUUUCUCUCGGUCCGUAAUGGCACCGGGUGUUUAGAGUGCUGUGGUAUUUGGCGUGCAUCGUGUAAAUUAUAACACUCAAGUGUAAAAGACUUAUCAAAAGAAUGACAUAAUGAGUUGCAACGAAGAUGAGACUCAUUUGCAGUACAGUGGGGAUGAUAAUGUGAUAUGUGAUUCUAAUAGUGUUGACAGCAACUCAGUUUCUCUUAAAAAUAUAGCUACCAGACACUCCACAGAUACAAUAGUUGUUAGCAAUGAUUUUGCAGUGUUGAGUGGUGAAAAACCUGAUAGUUAUGCCGAAAUGAUAGAAAAUGAGAGCCUUGAAGGGGCUAGUGCUGAGGAACCAACAGAGAAUGGUUUGAACAAUGCUGAAGUUCAGCUCUCUGCCAAAGUCAUUGAUGUCGAGAGCUCAGAGAACCAGGAUGGGGCCAGCAGCAACCCACAGCUGUGUGUGAGUGAGUCGGACGAUGAGAACAAGGCUAGGGCGGUGCAAGACACGAGCAUGAACAGCGGGACAUGGGGGCACGAACCCUCAGACUUGGGCGAUGCGUCUAUGUUUACUCGUCGUCGGGACAGCAGUUCGGAUUCUGUUGACUCGGAGAGCAGUAGCAGCAGUAGUUCGUCUGACUGGGACAGUUCGUCGGAUACUGCACAUGUCAGCGACGACAGCGUGAGGGGCCCGCCGGCGCCCGCCGCCAGCGCCAAGCCCCGCAGGGCCGUGCUGCCCUCGGUCAAGACGAAGGGGGAGUUCACCCUGGACGACCUGCCGCCCAUCGAGGACCUGCACAUCAGCCUGCCCGAGGGCGAGUGCAAGGAGCUGGGCGCCGUGGUCAGCAUCGUCGACCAGCUGGUGGUGGUGGAGCCCCACCGGGACCUGCCCACGCUAAACCUGGACAGCGUGCUGUUCCUGGACCACGGCAAGCGUGCCAUGGGCCACGUGUUCGACGUGUUCGGGCGGGUGAAGGAGCCCCUCUACUGUGUGCGCUUCAACUCGGUGGACCACAUCCGGGACACGGGCGUCUCCGUUGGCACAAAGGUCUACUGCGCGCCCGACACUCCGUACACAAACUACGUGUUCGUCAAUCAGCUGCUGAGCUUGCGAGGUUCCGAUGCCUCAUGGGAGCAGGACAAUGAGCCACCAUCGUCUGUCGUGUUCUACUCGGACGAUGAGGAAGAGAGGGAGGCUCGUCGGAAGUCGCAACAUGAGAAGUCGAAGCUGCGCACAGGAGAAAGUGGGGAUGGAUCACCAGCAACACAAGAGCCAAAGCCAAAGCGACUGAACUUGAUGGAAGAGAGGAAUAAUCGACGCAAUCUCCUCCUCAAUGCAACCUACAGCAGCUCUUCACAGCAUGGCAAGCGACAAGCCAGAGGUCGAGGCUGGGUAGCCCCAAAUCCUGACGAUUUCAUCAUCAAGCCUUCCUCCUUUUCCUUCAGUACAAACUGGCAGCCAGCACCUCAGAACAGCCAGCCGGACGUCAAACCCAGAUUCCCCCCACCGUCUUCAUCCCCCGCAGCAAGUUCUCCACUGUUCGGUGUAUGUCGGCCUCCACAGUUUCCCUUCGCUGCCGCUGGUUUCUCCGUGCCUCCGCCCUUUGCUGCCGGCAAGAGCUUGUUCGGUGUUUUGCAGAGCCAGUCAUCCGACAUGCUCACCUUCGUCCAGCCUCCACCUUCCGGUCAGCCACCAGUAAGGACCUUCCCAGGGUCUGGUGGCUUCCCGUUCGUCACGUCGCAGCGUCCUCCGAGCAUGGCAGUGGGUACGCCCCGUCCGCCGGAGGUUACAGCUGUCCAGCCACGACCUUUCGGUAGCCCCGUGGCCAUUUCGUUCCGGCCCAUGCAGUGUCCGCCUGGUGUCUUGACGAGUCCUCCCCCACCACUCGGUAUCUCCUUCAAUGUGGUCCAACAUCCGCCCGAUCUUUCGGCCGGACGGCUAGCGAUGACCAGGCCGUUCGUGCCACCAAACUGCAUGACUGGUAUGGGAAGCCAACGAAGAGAGUAUGCGGAUGCUGCUACUACUUCGAAGCAGAUGGUGUUCAAUCCUUCGCACCCCCCUCCCAACCUGCCCUUCAACUCUUCUGCUACUGGUAAGAAUUUCAGUGGUUCCAGUCCUCGGUCAUUCAGCCCGGUGUCAAGAGUGGUUCUGAAUCCCGCUUCGAACACCAGCAACUCCCUGGCAAGGGGUGUUCCGUGCCAGCAGCAGAGUCGUGCUGCUUUGCCGUUCAACCCCGCUCGGCGCCCUCCUGUACCGCAGCAGUCGUCACCGCCUGUGUUCGCAGCUCCUUGGUCGCGGGACCCUUGGCACACUCCCGGCACCGCUCCCCGCCCUAGCGGAGUGUGGUCUCGGCUGCCCGGCGAUGUGUGGCAGCCCCGAGCUCCUGGCACGCCGUCGUGCCCUACAUGGCAGGUUCCUAGCACGUCUUGGAGGCCGCCUGGCACGGCCCGGCCGCCGGUGUGGCAGACCUGCGACCAGCCACUUGCCCCGGGACAGCCCGCUUUGUUGCAGUUCGACGUGCUGAGGCUGCGUUCACCCCCACCACCGCCCCAGUCUUCGUCCGAGUCGUCCUUCUAUCGCUAGUACAUGCCUGGUGUAUUCACUUACACCACAUGUUUUAUAACUGUGAGCAAACACAGUUUCUUAAGUGUUUGUGUAGGAUAAAAGUUACCACUAGAGAUAGAAAACUCUUUAGUCUGCUGGAUUUGACGUGCAUUCUUGGUAGACAGUUUUGGUUUAUACUAUUAUGAUGUUUAUAACUCAUUUAUGUUUACAGUUAAUAGUAUUCGUUUAGCUUAAAAAAAAUAUGUUUUAAGCUCUAUAAUAAAAAAAUUAAAAAAUAUAUAUAUUGAAUUCAAUGUAUUGUGUAUAUUAUGAUUUGUGUUGUCUACAUAGUAUUGUUUAACAGUAAAGUAAUAGCACAUGUAGGAAGUGAAUGCAGUGGUAUAACUGUUUUCAACACCAAAAUGUUAUGACAGCUUAUUAAUAUUUCUGUCAUUUUAAUGUUUACAGUGCAAUACGCAUACAGUGUUAAAAAUAUCUGCUUUAUCCUCUCUACCCAUCCACACUUUGUCAAACAUAUUUAACUGUAUUGCAGUUUGUCCAUAUUGUCAAUAUAGGCAUUGAUUUGGUAACAUUAACCAAAAUCUUGUUUUAUUUUUUU